Molecule: messenger RNA, 3356 nt
Organism: Cuculus canorus (common cuckoo)
Lineage: Eukaryota; Metazoa; Chordata; Aves; Cuculiformes; Cuculidae
Gene: SALL2
Product: spalt like transcription factor 2
Exons: 4
Coding region: 66-3215 (1049 amino acids)
Biological process (GO): regulation of transcription by RNA polymerase II
Cellular component (GO): nucleus
Molecular function (GO): RNA polymerase II cis-regulatory region sequence-specific DNA binding; DNA-binding transcription factor activity, RNA polymerase II-specific
Source: RefSeq, a predicted model, not a curated record
GUGACGUCACAACGUCCAUCCCUUUCCCUUUGGAAUUUUGGGGGGGGGGGGGUCCCCCCAAAACCAUGGCUGAAGAGGGAGGUUCCCCGGGCGCCACCUCCUCAUCUCCUGAAGUUCCCACCACCACCACCUCCUCCUCUUCUUCUCCUCCUCCAGGAAUGGAACCCGACGCCGACCCUCCACCUUCUUCCCAACCCGGACCUCCUCCGGCCCUCAACCUCCCGUUGAUCCUCGAGGAACUCCGCCUCCUCCACCAACGCCAACUCCACCAAAUGCAGCUGACGGAGGACAUUUGCCGCCAGGUCCUCCUUUUGGGGACUCUCCACCACCCCAAAACUUCUCACCUACCUUUGGCCUUCAAAAGCGAACCUCCGAAACCGCCUCUCUUCCACCUCUUCCCACCGCUGAACCUCAAAGGUGACCCUCAUCCCGUUGCCACCUUCAUCCCGACGUCUUCUCCGGCUCUUCUCCGGCCGAAGAACGUCGGUGGAGAUACGGGGACCUCCCGGCACGAGUGUGGCUUUUGCGGGAAGGCCUUCGGAAGCGACAGCGCUCGGCAGAUCCACCUCAGGUCCCACACGGGGGAAAGGCCCUACAAAUGUAACGUUUGCGGCAACCGAUUCACCACGCGCGGCAACUUGAAGGUCCAUUUCCACCGCCAUCGGGAAAAAUACCCUCACGUCCAAAUGAACCCAAAUCCCGUCCCUCAACACCUCGAUUAUCUCCUCCUGGAGGGCACCCAACCUUCUUUGGUGGCCACACAACCACCUUUGGUGGCCACACAACCUUUAGGAGCCACUCAACCACCUUUAGGAGCCACACAACCUCCUUUAGGAGCCACUCAACCACCUUUAGGAGCCACUCAACCUUCUUUGGUGGCCACACAACCUUUAGGAGCCACUCAACCACCUUUAGGAGCCACUCAACCUUCUUUAGGAGCCACACAACCACCUUUGGUGGCCACACAACCUUCUUUGGUGGCCACUCAACCUCCUUUAGGAGCCACUCAACCUUCUUUGGUGGCCACACAACCUUCUUUAGGAGCCACUCAACCUUCUUUAGGAGCCACUCAACCAUCUUUGGUGGCCACACAACCUUUAGGAGCCACUCAACCUUCUUUAGGAGCCGCUCAACCUUCUUUGGUGGCCACUCAACCUUCUUUAGGAGCCACUCAACCUUCUUUGGUGGCCACACAACCUUCUUUGGUGGCCACUCAACCUUCUUUAGGAGCCACUCAACCACCUUUAGGAGCCACUCAACCUUCUUUAGGAGCCACUCAACCUUCUUUAGGAGCCACUCAACCUUCUUUGGUGGCCACUCAACCUUUAGGAGCCACUCAACCACCUUUAGGAGCCACUCAACCUUCUUUGGUGGCCACACAACCUUCUUUAGGAGCCACUCAACCUUCUUUGGUGGCCACACAACCACCUUUGGUGGCCACACAACCUUUAGGAGCCACUCAACCACCUUUAGGAGCCACUCAACCACCUUUAGGAGCCACCCAACCUCCUUUAGGAGCCACCCAACCUCCUUUGGUGGCCACCCAACCUCUCGUGGCCACUCAACCUUCUUUGGUGGCCACUCAACAGCUUCCUGGGACCACCCAGCAGCUCCCUGGGAGUGACCACCACCUGAGUGGGACCCAGGAAGUCAACGGAGCCACUCAAGAGGUCAACGCGGCCACUUCCCACCUCACCACCACCCCCCACCACCUCCCAGUAGCCCCUCAACCACUCCUGGUGGCCACUCACCACCUGAUGACUCCUUCCCACCACCUGACGGCCUUCCAGAAGCUUCUCCUCUUGAAGGCCACCGAAGGAAGAUCUAAAGGUGGAGAUGAAAACACUCCUCCGGGUAAAGGAUCCGCUUGGACGCUCUUCAGCGGUCGUUGGAAAAGUUCUCCACUCUUUUUGGAGCCACCACCGUCGUCGGAAACGUCGAAACUCCAACAACUCGUGGAGAAGAUCGAUCCACCACCACCAUCUUCACCACCUUCGGAUCCACCACGCCACCAAUGUCCCAUUUGUCGAAGGGUUUUGAGUUGUCCGAGAGCUUUGAGGUUCCAUUUUGGUCAACACGGUGGGAAUUUGGGUGGAGCCGAAAGGCCGUUUCGGUGUAAGAUUUGUGGGCGUUGUUUCUCCACGCGGGGGAAUUUGAGGGCUCAUUUUGGUGGGCAUCGUGGUGGUCCACCCAAUUCGUGUCCUCUCUGCCAGAAGAAGUUCACCAACGCUCUCAAUCUCCAACAUCACGUCCGGCUUCAUUUAGGAGGACAACUUCCCAACGGAGGUGGGAACGGUCAAAUGGAGGAGGACCUUCGGGUGGAGGAUGUGGAGAACCGCCAUGUGGAGAACCACCAUGGGGAGAACGUCCAUGUGGAGAACGUCCAUGUGGAGAACGUCCACGUGGAGAACAUCCACGUGGAGAACGUCCAUGUGGAGAACUUCCAAGUGGAGAACGUCCAAGCGGAGAACAUCCCAGUGGAGAACAUCCACGUGGAGAACCUCCACCUCGAGAGGAACCCCCAAACGAAGGGGACACUGAGAGAAGAAAGGGAGAACCUCCAAAAUGUUGGGGUGUCCCAAGAGGAAGAGGUUUCCGAAGAGGAGGAAGAAGGAUCUGAAGAUGAUUCCAAGAAGGAUCCCAACGAGGAGGAAGACCUUGAAGUGAUGGAGGACACCAAGACCACAGGGGACCUCCAAAUGGAAGAAGAAGGAGGAGAUGAAGACACGGCAUCGCCGGAGGGGUCUCGAAAACAGGUGACCUCAACGUGGACCUCUCGCGGCGUUUCCUCUCUGAGCGGAAAGGAGACUCCUCAAAAGUCCCGGAGAAGCGGUGGAGGAGCUCUUCGAGGCUUUUGGAAGCGUCGUCUUCCUCUUUUAUCCGCGAGGAACCCCCAAAAUCCAAGAGGGGACCUCCGAAAUCCAAGAGAGGACCUUCAAAAUCCAAGAGAGGACCUCCAAAAUCCAAGAGGGGACCUUCAAAAUCCAAGAGAGGACCUUCAAAAUCCAAGAGGAGACCUUCAAAAUCCACGAGAGGACCUCCAAAAUCCAAGAGAGGACCUUCAAAAUCCAAGAGGAGACCUUCAAAAUCCAAGAGAGGACCUCCAAAGCCCAAAGGAGAACCCGAACCCACCAAUUCCACCUCCAGAAGGAUCUGAAGGGGCUUUAGAUGCCACCAAGGAGGACCGGAGAAGCCGAGAAGAACUGGAAAAGUAGUUCCAUUACGGAGAAGUGGGUGAGGACACCCCAAAAGUCCUCUCCGGACCCCCAAAAUUCCUCCUUUUCCCCUCAAAAUUGGAGUUCUUUGCGGAGCAGAAGGUGAUUAAAGGCGUUUUGGAGCCACCUCUGAGCUUUUGG